CAUUAAAGCAGCAUGGCCGGUAAUUGGCGGCGGUGGCAGGAUCAGCGCCCACGGCGCUCACUCCGACGAAUCAGGCCGGCGCGCGCGCACCGCCAUGCGAGCAAGUGAACAUCAGUGACUGAGUUAUUGUGAACAGUGGAAUAUUGUGAAAAUUCAGAUGCCAGUGCGUGAGGCGUGAGGCAUGCCGCGCGACUCGUACGAAAUGAACUCCCGGCAGUUGUCCCGCGGGAGCUCGCUCUUCGGCACCGACCCGCAGAUCCAGCUCCGGACCGCCCUGCGCACCAAUGACUUCCCCACCUUCAAGAAACUAGUGAGCUAUGGGGCCGUCGACCUCGAAUUCGUCAACCCCUACCCCGACCACAAGACCUGCCUCGAGAUAGCUAUAACGGAACCGAACAAGAACGAAUUCGUUAAACUGUUACUUCAGCACGAAGUCCAAGUCAACAGAGUUAACGAAACCCAUGCUUGUGCUCCUAUACACUUCGCCGUUGAAUACGGCAACAUUGAAGCGCUGAAACUAUUGCUGGACGACGACAGAAUUGACGUCAACAUCAGAAGCAAAGGAAAUACGGCUUUGCUGAUGGCAAUAAAGAAAAUAGAAGAUUUAGAGGACGACCGCGAGCGAGACCUCGCCACCUACGAAGACAUGAUAGAGCUUCUACUAAAAGCGGGGUGCGACGCCAACGCUCCAGACCUUAAAGGAGUAACACCUGUAUAUUCCGCAGCAAAACAAGGGCUGGAGAGGGUCAUCACUUUUAUCAUAGAUUACGCACAAACUCCCGUCGACAUUGAUACAUACAAAGACAGACGUGGCAAAACAGCUCGUUAUUUCUUAAAAGAAGCGUUUCCGCAUUUAGUUGAUAAAUUCGAUACGGAGGUAGAAGUGAUCAAUGUUGACAAACUUUUCUCGUAUUUAAGUCGACAUGAUGAAAACGGAUUUAUUCGCGACUUUACAAAGCUCGUUAAAAAGAAUGACCAUCGCCAAGCAUUAGCUUCUAAUAAUGGAAUAUUCACAAUGUUACAGUUUGCAACGGAUAAAGGGUUGGACAGAACAGUUGAAACCUUGCUUAACGCGGGCGCAGACCCUAAUGCCACGUGUGCGAGUGAGACCAUGAGACCCGUAGCACUCGCUUGCAAAAAUGGCUACUGUAAGAUUCUGAAAAUGUUUGUCGACAACGAAUCUACCUUAUUUGAACCAGUCAACGGCGAGUCAUUAGUACAAAUCACGGUAAAAGGAAUGAGGUCGUAUUCAAACAAUCCAAAAGCAGAUUUUAACGGAUGUUUGGAACUAUUACUUAAAAAUCCUAAAAUUAACAUAAACGUCAACUAUGCAGAUAAUAAAAACAACACGGCACUCCAUUACGCCGCCAGGAAUGGCGAUAACGAGACAGUGUUGGAGCUGCUGCGGCACGGGGCGUGCGUCGGCCUGCGCAACGCUUUCGACGAACCGCCUCUAGCGGACAUCAACGCCAAAACCCUGGAAACAUACCUGGACGAAUGCAUCACAACCAACGGGGAACGACCGAGCGACGACGACUUCGAAAUUCAUAUGAAAUACAGUUUCUUAGUGUACCCUAACAAUUCUGUAGAAAACGAACUCUGUAAAGUUCCUUUAAUCGAUGCAUCAAACAAUAACGUGAAAGAGUGUGACGCCAUCCUGGCCCCCGAAACAGAUGCUCUCCUUUACAUGACGAGAAACGAAGAACUGAGGCCGCUGCUUAAGCAUCCAGUUAUAACCAGUUUUCUCUACUUGAAGUGGCAAAGAAUAAGCUGCCUUUUCUACGCUAACAUAACUUUUUAUUCUCUUCUAUGGUUGUGCUUGAUUCUCUAUAUCAUACUAGGAUAUGGUGCGGAGAAAAAACAAUCCGGUUCCAUUGAAGUAUUAAACGUCGUUACACAUGUCGGCGCGGCUGUUGGAUUGAUACUUUUAAUCAUACGAGAAUUAUUUCAAUUGUUAGUAUCUCCCUCAAGAUAUUUGCAAAGCAUGGAGAACUGGAUGGAAAUCUUUCUGAUAUUUGUUACAGCGGUGAUCGUGUGCGAUAACUCCGCCGCAGAAUCAACGAAGCAACAACUCUCCGCUGUAGCUAUCUUAUUGUCGUCUGCCGAAUUGGUCCUUCUAAUCGGCCAGUUUCCGACGCUAUCAACGAACAUUGUCAUGCUUAAGACAGUAUCUUGGAAUUUUUUCAAGUUUUUACUUUGGUACUGCAUUUUGAUUAUUGCGUUUGCAUUGAGUUUUUACACAUUAUUCAGGAACGAGGUGAAAGACGAAGACACAGUAGCACCCGACCCAAACAAAACUGGCCAAGAAGACGAUUUCUUCGAAGAUCCAGGAAGAUCUCUGUUUAAAACUAUUGUCAUGUUGACAGGAGAGUUUGACGCGGGUUCCAUUAAAUUCGGCCAAUUCCCAGUAACCAGCCAUAUUAUAUUCAUGGUUUUUGUAUUCAUGAUUCCAAUUGUUCUAUUUAACUUACUCAACGGUUUAGCCGUGAGUGACACACAAGAAAUUAGAGCGGAUGCCGAACUAGUAGGUCACGUUUCUAGAGUCAGAUUAAUAUCUUACUUUGAGAGCGUGCUCAUCGGAAACACCAGGCCAUACUCUAAGCCGUCCGCCUGCUUAGCUUGUCUGCCCGCCUGGAUGCAGGAUCUAAGUAUAAUAACGCCAAAGACACUAUGCAUGAGACCUUUUGCAAAACGUAUAUCUUUAUUCCCGCACUUUUUGCCAAAAUAUAGGAUACUGGUAAAGCCGAACAAAGAUAAUAUAAUUGAGAUACCGCACGCAGAGUCACUCGGGAAAAUCGGUGAUGACUAUGAAGACAUAGAGGGUGGCGGUUGCUGUCUCGAGAGAUGCCAGAACUACAGACUCGAUAGGAAGAUUGUGAAAAACGCUAAGAUUGUGAUAAGUAAGAAAAAUGAUGUCUCAGAAAUUGAUGUACUGAAAAGUAAAAUAGAUGAGCUACACAAAUUGCUGAAAGAAUCGUUGCAAAAACGCUAGUAAUUGUAACUUUAGUACGUAACC
Molecule: messenger RNA, 3016 nt
Organism: Cydia amplana
Lineage: Eukaryota; Metazoa; Arthropoda; Insecta; Lepidoptera; Tortricidae
Gene: pain
Product: transient receptor potential cation channel protein painless
Exons: 2
Coding region: 182-2992 (936 amino acids)
Biological process (GO): transmembrane transport; monoatomic ion transport
Cellular component (GO): membrane
Molecular function (GO): protein binding; monoatomic ion channel activity
Source: RefSeq, a predicted model, not a curated record